AUGAUUGAACUAGUUUUUCUUAGUGCAGGCGUGUUGUUGUUGUUGCUGACCCAGUUCCGCAAUCAAAUAAUGGCCAUUUUCAAAAGAUUUUCUUUUGCAUCAAGUAGUCCCGUCGAGGAGAAAGCCAAGCUGUCGCCGGUUUCAGAAGCUAAAAAUGGCAAAGGAUACAUGGGCAACGACACUAUACAAGAGCCUACUCCCUUGAUGAUCACUCCGGAGGAAGUGGCGAUGUAUGACGAUAGACCCUGGAGACCCUUCCGUUGGCCGUACCAUCAAACCAUGUCUAUUUUCAAGUUGGACAUCAACCAUUGGUUGGACAUGGAUAAAUAUUACCAGCACUACAUUGAUGAAAAAAAGAGAAUUAGAUUGAAGUUUGGUAAGCAAAACUUUGACUGUUUGCCAGAGGGUAAAGACGCGUGCGUUGAGUUGAUGGAAAUGGUUGUGGACCACAUGGUCAAGAGAUACCCUCUUUUGUUCGUUGUGUUGAAAAAUGGCGACUGGGCUACCGAGGGUAAAAUUGUUAGGAACGAAGUCACUAAGGAAAUUUUGGAUAUGACUUUGCCCUUGAAGCAGGAUCCAUUGGUUUUCAUUUCCAAAUUGGCCAAGGAGGAUUUCUACAUUGUUAAGAAGAACGAAAAAGAUGGCUUGCAUUACCUUGUUGCUGCAGCAGUCCCCUUCCCCGGAGGCUCAUUUGGUAUUGACCAGAAGAUCGGCAGGAAUCUCGACGUUAUCCACACCGACGUGCCCUAUUAUGAGACCAAGUUAAAGAGAUCCAUGGAGAGAUGGUUUGAGAAAAUGAGACCCGAGGACCCCGUUGAGAGAGCUAGUUGGUACAUCACGUGGGACACCAUGCUCAAGGUGAACAACAUUUACCAGCGGCCCGAGUUCAAGCCCAAUUUGGAAGCCGACAUGAAAGGGACCGACUUGCGGGAAUUCAACGUUCGAGUCGAGAGGCAGACCUUGAGACGGUUGCCCAGAUCAAACGCAAUCAUAUUCACCAACCACCCUGUUUUCUACUCGAUCGAUGAAAUGAAGGACGAGCCAAUGGUGCCCUCACUCAUAAAGAAGAUUUUGUACGAAGGACCCGAGGAUAUUUUGAAAUACAAGAAUUUCGCAUUUGUUCGUGAUCAUCUUUCGCCCUAUUUGGACUCGUUAAUUCAGAGACAAAAGGACUUGGGGAUAAUCACAGACGAGACUCCAUUGAAGACCCAGCCUAGUUAUCCAUUUGCUUAUUGGGUCAAGGACGAUACAAGCAAGAAUGACUUUCAAGGCUGGAACAAUCCUAGUCCUAGUUACAGCAAGGCCCACAUGAAAACUGCAGGUUUCGACACGGCCAAAUUGGCACCAAACGAGUAA
Molecule: messenger RNA, 1356 nt
Organism: Lodderomyces beijingensis
Lineage: Eukaryota; Fungi; Ascomycota; Pichiomycetes; Serinales; Debaryomycetaceae
Source: the annotation of a GenBank genome assembly